AUGUAUAUUGAAGACGUUGCAGAGUUCGCACGUGUUCUCUUGACAACCACUGAAAUGACGUAUGGGUACGGCUGGCAGCCCAUCACUGUAAAUUGUCCAGGGGCGCUUCUGUAUCUUCGCUAUCGGGACAUAGGGCUAACACUGAUUCGAGACCCGGAAGGCGGACAGCCUCAUCUGAACGAGUUCAAAAUUCCUGAAAUUAUCUUUGAUCCAAGCUUGGCUCUGAGUCCGCAUGUGACCUUGCUUAGUAUGCUCUUCCAUGUUGAUGGAUUCAAGCGAUUUUCGAACACCGGGCCAGUGUUGGAUUCUCCAGAGAAACUAUAUAGCCUUAGGCCACUGCUUUUGAAAGAUGAGUUACUGGAUAAGUUUGUGUUCUGCCAGGUACAACGUGAACCUACUGGGUAUCGACUUGUCUUGGAGGAGAGUAUAAUAAGUUGCAUGAUAAGAUCCCGGAUGUGUCGAGGGGGUAAAAUUACAGGCUAUGAUCAGGUCUCCCACCUAUAUAAUCUCCGAUAUGCUGGAGCCAAGUAA
Messenger RNA from Penicillium malachiteum, 531 nucleotides. RefSeq lists its product as uncharacterized. The coding region runs from base 1 to 531 and encodes 176 amino acids. The transcript is spliced from 4 exons. The record is from RefSeq and is a predicted model, not a curated record. NCBI's taxonomy places the organism in Eukaryota, Fungi, Ascomycota, Eurotiomycetes, Eurotiales, Aspergillaceae.